UCUGAAAUCUGUUUCUUUUAUCACUUUUUGUGAGUUGAAAUUAAAGAGAAAUCCACUAACUUUAUAAUGGCAACUUCUUGUUUUCCUCCAUUUUCUGCUUCAUCUUCUUCAUUAUGUUCUUCCCAAUUUACACCUUUGCUUUCUUGCCCAAGAAAUACCCAAAGAUGUAGAAAGAAGAGACCCGUUAUGGCGAGUAUGCACUCAGAAAAUCAAAAGGAAAGUAAUGUCUGCAACAGAAGAGCGAUUCUUUUUGUGGGGUUCUCAGUUCUUCCACUUCUCAAUUUGAGGGCAAGAGGCUUGUCAACAGAUUCGCAAGCACAGCCGCAGAAAGAGGAAACAGAGCAAACAAUCCAAGGAAGUGCAGGGAAUCCCUUCGUUUCUCUGCUUAAUGGACUUGGUGUUGUUGGUUCAGGCGUGCUUGGUUCUCUUUAUGCCUUGGCUCGAAAUGAGAAGGCAGUUUCAGAUGCAACCAUUGAAUCUAUGAAAAAUAAGCUGAAGGACAAGGAAGAUGCAUUUGUUACAAUGAAGAAGCAAUUUGAGUCUGAAUUGCUGAACGAAAGGGAAGAUCGAAAUAAGCUAAUUAGGCGAGAAGGUGAAGAGCGGCAAGCUUUGGUUAAUCAGUUAAAAUCAGCGAAGACUACAGUUAUAAGCCUUGGUCAGGAGCUGCAAAACGAAAAAAAACUUGCUGAAGAUCUUAAAUUUGAGAUCAAGGGCCUUCAAAAUGACCUCAUGAAUACGAAGGAGGAUAAGAAGAAAUUGCAGGAAGAGCUUAAAGAGAAGCUUGAUUUGAUACAAGUUCUUGAAGAAAAGAUUACUUUGCUUACUACAGAGAUCAAAGAUAAAGAGGUGAGUCUUCGGAGUAGCACCUCUAAACUAGCUGAAAAAGAAUCGGAGGUAAAUAGUUUGAGCUCUAUGUAUCAACAAUCCCAGGAUCAGCUGAUGAAUUUGACUUCAGAGAUCAAAGAACUUAAAGAUGAAAUCCAGAAAAGAGAGAGAGAACUGGAGUUGAAAUGUGUAUCAGAAGACAACCUGAAUGUGCAAUUAAAUUCUUUGCUCCUCGAGAGAGAUGAAUCUAAAAAAGAGCUUCAUGUUAUUCAAAAGGAAUACAGUGAGUUCAAGUCCAAUUCUGAUGAGAAGGUGGCUUCAGAUGCGAAGCUGUUGGGGGAACAAGAGAAGAGACUACACCAGCUUGAGGAACAACUUGGCACUGCCUUAAGUGAAGCAAGUAAAAAUGAAGUGCUAAUUGCUGAUCUGACUCGAGAAAAAGAAAACCUUAGGAGAAUGGUGGAUGCUGAGCUGGACAAUGUAAACAGGUUGAAGCAAGAGAUUGAAGUCACUCAGGAAAGUCUUGAGAAUUCAAGAAGUGAAGUUUCUGAUAUAACUGUACAACUAGAGCAGUUGAGGGAUCUUUGCUCCAAACUUGAAGCUGAGGUUUCUAAACUUCAGAUGGAAUUGGAGGAAACAAGGGCAUCAUUACAGAGGAACAUCGAUGAAACAAAACACGGUUCAGAGCUCUUAGCUGCUGAGUUGACCACUACUAAGGAGCUUCUAAAGAAAACAAAUGAAGAAAUGCACACUAUGUCAGAUGAACUAGCAGCUGUUUCUGAAAAUCGUGAUAGCUUACAGACAGAGCUAGUUGAUGUCUAUAAGAAAGCAGAACAUACUGCUAAUGAACUGAAACAAGAAAAGAGCAUUGUUGCAACACUAGAAGAAGAGUUAAAAUUUCUGGAGUCUCAAAUUACACGAGAGAAAGAGUUACGGAAGAGUCUGGAAGACGAGUUAGAAAAGGCUACAGAAUCUCUUGACGAGAUUAACCGAAAUGUGUUGGCACUAGCAGAGGAGCUGGAGCUUGCUACUUCUCGUAAUUCUAGCCUCGAAGACGAGAGAGAAGUGCUCCGACAGUCUGUUUCUGAGCAGAAGCAAAUUUCACAAGAAGCCCAAGAAAAUCUGGAAGACGCCCAUAGCCUGGUGAUGAAACUUGGCAAGGAACGCGAAAGUCUUGAGAAGAGAGCAAAGAAAUUGGAAGAUGAAAUGGCAGCAGCAAAAGGUGAGAUUUUGCGGCUACGGAGCCAAAUAAACUCAGUGAAAGCUCCAGUGGAGGAUGAGGAAAAAGUUGAAGCUGGGGAAAAGGAAAAGGUGAAGGCAACAGUAACUGCAAAGAAAACUACCAGGAGAAGGAAGAGUGCUACUGUUAAGCAAGAGGAAUCAUAGUUGGCUGUUUCUGAAUGACAUAAUCUUCUUCUUCUUUUGUCCCUGACUCAUUUGUUCGCAACAUUUAUAGAGAGGCCAGAAUUAGGACAUUGCCAUUGGAACAAGCUGUAUUGUCUCUUUGAGUAUACAUUUCCAGGCGAGAAGUUGCAGAAACAAAUGACUGAUCUCUUGAUAUUCAGUCAAUGUUGCAGCUUUCAUGAAUGAAAUAAUUGUAUUGUAACCAAUAUGUAAAGCACUUUAUUAGUGCCAUGUUAUCAGUAAUAAAAAUUAAAACAAUAAAUCAGCUAAAAA
Molecule: messenger RNA, 2502 nt
Organism: Solanum pennellii
Lineage: Eukaryota; Viridiplantae; Streptophyta; Magnoliopsida; Solanales; Solanaceae
Product: MAR-binding filament-like protein 1
Exons: 4
Coding region: 67-2211 (714 amino acids)
Biological process (GO): mitotic chromosome condensation
Cellular component (GO): condensed chromosome; condensin complex; chromatin
Molecular function (GO): chromatin binding
Source: RefSeq, a predicted model, not a curated record